Peronospora matthiolae is the source of this 144-nucleotide messenger RNA. The record is from the annotation of a GenBank genome assembly. Lineage: Eukaryota; Oomycota; Peronosporomycetes; Peronosporales; Peronosporaceae.
AUGGAUUUUGAAGCAGCCUACAUCGUUGAUUCAGUGGGGGAAAUGCCGACUACAUUCAAGUCGGCGAUGGAAUCAAGCGACUCCGGCAAGUGGAAAAAAGCGUGUGACUCGGAGUUCGACUCGCUUCAGAGAAACGACACGUGA